GACGGCACUGACUGGCAUCACUUCUGGGCACUGACUGGCGGCACUGACUGGCACAACCCCUGGGCACUGACUGGUGGCACUGACUGGCAGCACUGCUGGGCUGCACUGGUGGGCGGCACUGGUGGGCACCACUGGUGGGUGGGCACAGGUGGGUGGCACUGGUGGGCACAGGUGGGUGGCACUGGUGGGCACAGGUGGGUGGGCACAGGUGGGUGGCACUGCUGGCACAGGUGGGGGCACAGGUGGGGGCACUGCUGGGCACAGGUGGGGGCACUGCUGGGCAUGGGUGGGCGGGGCUAACGCACUGCUGGGAGGAACUUGCGGGGG
Messenger RNA from Staurois parvus, 327 nucleotides. NCBI's taxonomy places the organism in Eukaryota, Metazoa, Chordata, Amphibia, Anura, Ranidae. The record is from the annotation of a GenBank genome assembly.